Molecule: messenger RNA, 1321 nt
Organism: Nanorana parkeri
Lineage: Eukaryota; Metazoa; Chordata; Amphibia; Anura; Dicroglossidae
Product: beta-4C adrenergic receptor-like
Exons: 1
Coding region: 54-1295 (413 amino acids)
Biological process (GO): positive regulation of heart contraction; adenylate cyclase-activating adrenergic receptor signaling pathway; norepinephrine-epinephrine-mediated vasodilation involved in regulation of systemic arterial blood pressure
Cellular component (GO): membrane
Molecular function (GO): beta1-adrenergic receptor activity; beta3-adrenergic receptor activity; epinephrine binding
Source: RefSeq, a predicted model, not a curated record
CGCCCCUCUGUGCAGCCACCAGGACUAAUCCGGAGCAGUCCUUGCCUUUCACCAUGACUCUGUGCCCGCAGGACAGCUUGGGGCAGACUGCCCUGUACAAUAGCAGCAGCAACUACGAACUCACUCCGUCCCAGAAGUGGCUGAUGGGGGCAGCCUUGACCUUGAUGAUCCUGCUCAUUGUGAUUGGGAAUUCACUGGUGAUCAUAGCCAUAGCCAAGACCCCCAGGCUGCAAACCAUGACCAACGUCUUCAUCACCUCCUUGGCUUGCGCCGACCUGAUCAUGGGAGUCCUAGUGGUGCCCCCGGGUGCCACCAUCCUGGUCACUGGCGACUGGCUGUACGGCAUUGUGGUGUGCGAGCUGUGGACCUCCGUGGACGUCCUGUGCGUGACGGCCAGCAUAGAGACCUUGUGCGUGAUCGCGGUGGACAGGUACAUUGCCAUCACCUCACCCUUAAAGUAUGAGAUGCUGGUGACCAAAGCCAGAGCCAGGUUGGUGGUUUGUUUCGUGUGGGCUAUCUCCGCUUUGAUCUCGUUCUUGCCCAUCAUGAUGCACUGGUGGAGAGAUAACGAAAACCUCAUAGCCAAGAGCUGCUACGAUGACCCCAAAUGCUGUGACUUUGUCACCAACAUGCCCUACGCCAUCGUGUCUUCCACCAUGUCCUUUUACGUCCCCCUGGUCAUCAUGAUCUUCGUGUACGCCAGGGUCUUCAUCGUGGCCACCAGGCAGGUCAACCUGAUAGAAAAGGACAAAGUGAGGUUCAACGGCACCCCGGUGCCCUCCACCAAAAACAAAAGGACUUCUAAAAGAAGGCCCUCGGGGCUGCUGGUCAUCAAGGAACACAAAGCACUAAAGACUUUGGGCUUCAUCAUGGGCGUCUUCACCCUCUGCUGGUUGCCCUUCUUCGUGGCCAACAUCAUCAAAGUGUUUUGCACUUCGUUAAUAGACGACAGCGCCUUCUUGUUUUUGAACUGGUUGGGUUACAUUAACUCGGGGCUUAACCCCAUCAUCUACUGCAGGAGCCCGGAUUUCAGGAAGGCCUUCAAAAAGCUGCUUUGCUGCAACGGGGCAGCCGACUGCAGACUGCACGCGUUGACCAAGGACCCUAAAAGGUAUCAGUAUCCCUCGAGCAAUCAGCUGGACUGCGACGGGCUCAAACACUUGGCCGACGCCGAAAUGGGCAACGGGAGCCUGAGUAGCAGUAGCCGGUGUAGCAGCAGGACUGAGGAGACCAGCCUGAAAAACAGCAACGGACAUCCCCACCAACCUGACCAGUUCGAACCUGUAAGCCACUGAAUGGAGCCUUCAUUCCGCCAAGCGCC